Nylanderia fulva is the source of this 3168-nucleotide messenger RNA. RefSeq names its product POP1 ribonuclease P/MRP subunit (gene Pop1). Gene Ontology annotation, cellular component: nucleolar ribonuclease P complex; ribonuclease MRP complex. The record is from RefSeq and is a predicted model, not a curated record. NCBI's taxonomy places the organism in Eukaryota, Metazoa, Arthropoda, Insecta, Hymenoptera, Formicidae. Gene Ontology annotation, biological process: tRNA 5'-leader removal.
AUUUUAGCAUGUCAUGUAACUAUUAAAAUAAAGUAUUCAACGGUAUUUCUUUACAGUUAACCUUCUUCUUGCACGUGUCUGACGUUUCUUGCAUCAGCUGACUAACGCUGUCAAAUUUUAUAGAACGCAACUCGAGAUAAAUCGUUUUAUCUUCUUAUCACAAUGUUUUGCGAAUGUUCGAUGAUAUCAAUUUUUUUAUCGGUCUAUAAUUGCCGGCAUGGUCCUAAUAUUUGAAAUUUCAAGAAUUUCAGAUCUUCCAUCUCAGCAAAAUGCACUCGCACUUAACUUGCAUCAGAAAGAUCCACCAAUCACGUAUUUGACAUGAACAUAGGUAUAUAAAAUACGUAGACACGUGAUUGAUCUAUCGAUUUCUUUAUCUUUAUCGAUCGAUUUUUUAUUCAUGAUAGAAUGUAAAAAAAAGUGAUAAUCAAUCAAUCUUUCGCUCUUAUGAAAAAACGGAAGAAGAAGUGGAUAACGAGUGUACAAUUUAACUUUAGACGCAAAAACGUUAAGUUUUACUCCAACGUCAUGGCAAAAAAGAAGAAACAAUUUGAUGAAUUUUUGGGAGGAUCUGAGUCACUUCCACAUGAAGUAUCUAUUAUGCAAUUCGUCUCUUCACGAGCCCAUGAAAUUUCUGCAAUGACAUCUUCAAUUGAAAAUCCUAAACAAACUAAGUUAAUAUUUCAAAAGCUUCCUGUAUAUAUGCGUAGACGCGUUAUGUCUCACAAUGUCAAAAGGCUACCACGUAGAUUGCGAGAGGCACAUUUGGCACAAAUGGUAAAGUCAGGAAACGGUCAAAAUUUACCAUCAACGAACAAACGACCAUCCCGGAAAUAUCGUAGAAGACCACGCAAUUUACUUUCCGAGUACACUCGCAGACAACGUGAUAAAAUCUGGUUGGAGACUCACAUCUGGCAUGCAAAACGUUUUCACAUGAUUGACAAAUGGGGAUAUAGACUUGCAAGUCAUUCAAACGACAAAUGCUUUAGAGCCAAUUAUCAAGCUCUAAGAGAAAACUGUCUCUUACAAGAUAUAUCUUAUUAUGCUUGUGUCGAAAUCGAAGGAAAGGAAAAUUUGUUGAUAACAACUUUGGACACACAUUGUAAUACAUCGACAUUAACUUUUGGAGCAAAGAUAUACACUAAUGGCCAGAGCCAAGGUACUGUAAUGUUCUUCAAAAAAAAUGGUUAUCCACAUUUUCCUAUUGGUAAUGUGGAUUUUUUGUGGAAGCCAAGUGAGUCUAAUUCAACUAUUAAAACUAUUUGGAUAUGGGUACAUCCUGCUUUUUACAAUGAUUUUCUUGAUGCGAUUAUAUCAAGUUUUGAGUUUAGACGAACAAAUGUUAAUGAAUUUGAACGAGAUGUUACUCAUAUUACGCAAGAUUCAAAUUUUGUGCAUGAAAAUAAUGCAGGUUGUAAAAUGGUUAUAUUCAAUUUUUCAUUAAAUAGAUUUCGACUUUCUGGAUCAAGGGCUUUCGAUUUACUAAAAGAAGUAUUACAAUUACCAUCCGUAACUGACUUAGAUAGUGAUCCAGAAAUGGAUUGCACUACUACAGAAGAACAAGAGAAUUUGUCAAAUAAUGAAAAAUUAAAUGCAAGUAAGACAUCAAUAGACGAUUUCUCUACACAGUCUGUGGAAAGAAUGGCAGUUGAUGAAAGUGAAGAAAAUAUUCAGAAAAAAUCUUGGCAUACUAAAUACUAUAAAGAAAGAGAAAAUAUAGAAGUUUUUAAGAUACAAAAGCAGUUUUUGCACUCAGUCAAGUGCGGACCGUUUGAUCAACCGAGAGACUUAAUUAUGGGAUUAACUGUUUUAGAUCCACGUUUUUAUUUACCUGAAAAAAGAACGAAAUAUAAAACGUUAACACAAACAUGUUCUGAAGAAUAUCCGCGAUCGACUGAUUUAAAUCGUUCUCCUAUUUGGGAUGCACAAAUACGCCAUAUUGCAAGCAAUUCUUAUAUAGCCACAAGUACAAUUAACAAGCUUAGAAGUAAAUGCCUUGUACCUGAUAUAUCAAAUGAUAAAUAUUUUAACAAGGACAUAAUAGCAAAAAUACCGAUACUUCUUAUUUGGAAAUCGAAAAGUACUACAGGUUUAGAUUCCAGUGUAGAUAUUAUUAUACCAUCUAAAUGGGCAAUGCCAUUUUGGCUUGCAAUUAUAAUGCGAUGUGCAAGAGUAGGUGCACUUAGAGAAUCCAGCUUGAUAGCUUUUGAAAGUUUAAACUUUAAAGUAUCACAUAUUAACGACCCUGACACUCCUGCUUACAUGAGGGAGGCAUUGAUUACAAAAGAGGAAUUAACUAAUAAAUAUUUCCGUUAUCCACCAAAUAAAAGAGUUAACUAUGUCAAAAUUGGCAUUAGUAGUCCUUACUUCUGUGAUUGGAAAAAUUUGACGAAGGGCUGGUCGAACGUCGAAGAUUUUUACGUCUUCAGAAACUAUAUUUUAUCACUUUUGCAAGCGGAAUUGAACCCUGUUAAACGUAAAAAUGCAAGAACCAAAUCAACUGACAAAACUAUACAGUUUAAUUUGCAAGAUUUUGAUGAGUAUAAAAACUGCUUGGUGCACGUUCAACUGACUGCGAUGGGAAAAGGAGUACCGGAAAAGUUCUCAAUCAUAUGCAUGCUGACGCAUGAAGAUCUGGAAGAAUUUGGAAAUAAUAAAAAGUGGGAAGGACCUCGCGAAAAAUGCCACACCGAUACAAAUGAAAAGUCCCGCAAAGUAUCCCGUAAAGAGCAUUCGGCGCUAUUAAGACAAUUAAGACGACAGAGAGUUGAACAAAAGGAAACAUUUUCAAAUUAUGAGGGAAAGUUAUUAUUCAAGGAAUCUGUUAGUGAGAUCGACGCAAUUGCACAUAAGCCCGUUAUACAACAUCGCACAAUUAUGUCAGCUUAUAAGGUAAAAAUGUCAGAAAUGUGUCUUCCAGAAUCUACGGAAGUUCGCCAUUCCUGCGAUAGAGAAAUUAUAGGAUACGUAACAUUAGGUGCCCGUUCAUUCUUGCGCGCGAAAGGUAUCGGCACUGGAUAUGUCACAUUAGCCGCAUUACUCGAAAUUGUUAGUAAAAAAUCUAACAUUGUUCUCUUCAGGAAUACUACAACACGACAAUAUAGAUUAGCAAAAUUAGAUAUAUUAGAUAUUUAAAUAUAUAUGUGUGAUGUGUGAUAUGUAUAUAUU